AUGACGCACCCCGCGGUCGCCACCGCCGCCGCGCCCGCGUCGAGCGGCGAAGCGAACGCGCCCGAGGAGACGCACUGCGCGCUCGUCGAGGAGGCGGUCCGCGUCGCGGUUCAAACGAAUCACUUCGUCGUCGCCGCGGACGCGAUGGCGGCGCUAUUGAGAGCGCGCGGCGCGGACGCGAUCGACCUCCUGCACGAGUUCGUGGGAACGACGCAAAAGUACGCGAUACCGCCGACGUCGCGGUUCUACGUCGGCGCCGCGGCGUUGGGCGCCUCGGGCGCGGUGUUCCUCGGCGUCAACGUCGAGUUCCCCGGGCUGCCUCUGAACGCGAGCGUGCACGCGGAGCAGUUCGCGCUCGUGACCGCGCUCAGGGCGAACGAGACGCGCCUCGUCGCGAUCGCGACGACCGCGGCGCCGUGCGGGCACUGCCGCCAGUUCAUGAACGAGCUCAGGCACGCGUCGGAGCUGUGCUGCGUGAUACCCGAGGACGCGAAGGCGCCGGGGGGUCGGCCGGGGGCGAAGUUCGCGAGAUACGCGCUCAGAGAGCUGCUCCCGCACUCGUUCGGGCCUUUAGAUUUGACCCACGACGUGAAGUUGCCGCUGCUGUUAGAGUCACGGCAUAACCGCCUCGCGUUCGCGGACGACGACGACGGCGGCGGCGGCGGCGGCGGCGCGACGACGAGCGGCGGCGGCGGCGGCGGCGGCGGCGGCGCGACGGGUAGAGAAAGAGAAAACGCCGCCGCGGAGGCCCUCCUCGCGACGCGAGAAGCGUGCUUCGCGUACGCGCCGUACAGCCACAGCCCCGCGGGUCUGGCGCUGACGACGUCGUCCGGGGGCGUCUACGCGGGACGGUCCGUCGAGAGCGCGGCGUACAACCCGUCGAUGUCUCCGCUGCACGUCGCGCUCGUCGCCGCGACGUGCGGCGAACGGUACUCGGAGGACGGCGGCGGCGGCGGCGGCGGCGGCGGCGACGGUGGGUGGGGGGUGACGAGCGCGACGCUGGCGGAGGUCGACGGCGCCGCGGUGUCGUACGAGGGGUGGUGCCGGUUGAUGCUCGGCGUGAUCGCCCCGGGCGUGGCGUUGACCGUCGUGAAGUUGAAGCGCGAGGACGUCGCGGCGUAG
This is a messenger RNA of Micromonas pusilla CCMP1545, 1122 nucleotides long. RefSeq lists its product as uncharacterized. The transcript has a single exon. Bases 1 to 1122 code for a protein of 373 amino acids. Gene Ontology annotation, molecular function: cytidine deaminase activity; zinc ion binding. Gene Ontology annotation, cellular component: cytosol. NCBI's taxonomy places the organism in Eukaryota, Viridiplantae, Chlorophyta, Mamiellophyceae, Mamiellales, Mamiellaceae. The record is from RefSeq and is a predicted model, not a curated record.